AUGAUGAUGGCAGCAGCAGGCAAGAAGCGCAAAAGACGGAAAGUAAGGAAGGGCACCAACCCACCCGCACCGCCCGCAUCCCCCGCAGCUGCGAUACCGCCGAACAAGCCCGCCGCAAACAGCGGUGCUGGUGCUGGUGCUGGUGCUGGUGCUGGUGCUGGGGGUGGCGUGGGCGAGCUCGGGGACGUCUUGGAGGGAGACAGGAGCGUCGAGGCACUGUUUUCAGACGAUUGGUCGGGUAUGCCCGCCAACACCGGGAUGACCAAGUCCAACGUCCCACUCCCCGACAUCUCCGAGUUCAAGCCCUCUAGAAGGGCCGAAUCCACCCUCGAACAGCGCGAGAAGAAAAGCGCGGUGGGGCUCGUGGUCGGUCCCGGCGACGGUAGCGACGACGACGGCGACGCCGUUCCCGCCAGCCGCCUUGCCGGAUUCGAGUCCAAGCUGACCCCCAUCGUGGACCGGGAGGAGGAGUGGCGGAAAAAGAACGCCGCGGAGCGCUUCGAGGAAGGCCCGAUCGUGCGUGGGCUCAAGACCGCCACCUGGUUCAGCAUCUGCACCCUGGUGCUCUGGGAGGUUUACAUCAACUCGCCCUGGUUCCACGCGCCCGAGUCGCCGCCGCCGAUGUUGUAGUCAUGGUUGUUUCCCUCCCGUGAAUCAUACCCUGAAACCGCAACUUUCGUGUCCGUGCUGUGUCGUUGCUUGCAUUCACUCUCAAGUAGCCCGAGAAAAGAGUCGAAGGCAAGUAUUUUCGGGUUAUUUUCUGUUUCCCUGUCAUACAUGCAUGCGAGAUUAGAACCGCUUUUUCGGGGACAGCAGAUGUGUUGCCCCCAAUCGUUUCAGCCAGCGGGUGUGCCUUAGGCUUCGUCUUGUCGUAUGAUAUGCUGGCACGCCCGUCCUAGCAUAGAAAAGAGACCAUGUCGUCCCGAUCGAAGUAUUCGUAUUUCGCGCAGCCUCCGCUUGAGUAAAGAGAGCUGUUGGUGGUUUCUGUUCAUCCCUCGCCGUCUUGGUUGGGGGAAGAAGAGGUUCAACUGGAGAGACUAACGAAAGAUGUCGAGUAGGUUGCGAGAAGUGUACCUGUGUGUCGUUCAGGAUCCCUCUUCGUUGCUUUGGUGUGCACGCACCGUGGCGCGGUUGCAUUUGUUGGCUGUGAUUUCGGGUGCGUACAUGCCAUGAUGACAGUGUAGCCGGUGGCGGGGAGGAGUCUGCUCUGUCGAGUGGAGAUGGGAAGUAUUUAGCGAAAAGUCUCUCCGCUUGUUGGCCUGUAGUGCGAGCCGAUAUAGAGGUAGAGUUUCCGUGAGGUUGGUAUGGGUUUGCUUAAUUGUACUUGUGGUUGUGUUUACACGCAUAUUUGAACUGUGGACGAGUCCACAGCUAGCAGCUCACCAUUGUCCCGCCUUCUUGUAGCGGACCCGAUGCCGCUCGUAUUUUGGUAUGGUUGGUAUACAGGCGACCUGGUCGGUAGGGGAGUGCGUUCGUUUGACUGGGCGCCGGCCGAAAUAGAUACAUUUGAGGUUUGCAUGGGUGCGUGCUGUGAAUGAUUCGCUGUUGCCAAGGCUUGCUUGCUUGCUUGCUGUUUGUGAGGCGUAGC
Messenger RNA from Ectocarpus siliculosus, 1588 nucleotides. The record is from the annotation of a GenBank genome assembly. NCBI's taxonomy places the organism in Eukaryota, Phaeophyceae, Ectocarpales, Ectocarpaceae.